Molecule: messenger RNA, 2282 nt
Organism: Scheffersomyces coipomensis
Lineage: Eukaryota; Fungi; Ascomycota; Pichiomycetes; Serinales; Debaryomycetaceae
Exons: 1
Coding region: 466-2211 (581 amino acids)
Molecular function (GO): heme binding; iron ion binding; monooxygenase activity
Source: RefSeq, a predicted model, not a curated record
UUCAUAUUAUUUAGGAAUAGAUAUUAACUCUUCGGAUAUAACAUCUUUUAGAGUUGAAGUUUUUAACUUCUUUUUUGAUUGCAGUUUUCCAUUAUAUAUGGCUUGUUUGUAGGCUUUGGGUACUAUUAAUAUAAAAUAUAUUUAGGCUUUUCAUAAUACUAACCGUAUUCUUAUAGACUUCGUUGCUAAAGGAUGCCCUACUUCCAGCUUUACGUGGCUAUUUAGUUUUAAUUUAUAAUAUUUUAUGUUAUAACAACGAUCAAUGUAGUUGAAUUGGAGUGAAUAUCUAAUUUAACUCUCGCGCUACCACACUCUUUGACCACAAAAAAAUUAUUUUGGAAUUAAAAGCUUUUGCAAUAAUCUAUUUCACUAUUGAUUUUAUAGCGGUUAACUAAUAUUCAGUUUUUAUAUUCAUUAUACUAGUUAAAUAUUCCUUAUAGUUUGCUACAAUAAUACCUACUAAUCAUGAGUCACACCCUUAAUCAUCUUCUUGAAACUAUAAGAAUAUUUUAUAUCACAAUUUCCAUUCAAUUAAAUCUAAUUGAAAAGUAUAUUUAUCUAAUUUUACAAAGUUAUUUAACAUUUUGGAGUUCCCCCUGGUUGAAUUUAAUCAAUUUCAUCAUCUUAUUGUUGAUUAUUUGGAUCAUUUUAGAUUAUAAUGGAUUCCAACGUCCUGAACCUAUUGAAAACAUUAUUCAAAUUCCAGGUUAUCCAAUUGUGGGAAAUUUAUUUCAAAUCUUAUUAAAUCCAGCUCAAACUUACCUUAGAUGGUCUCAAGAAUAUAAUACUCCAAUUUUCCAAAUUAGAUUAGGUAUAAAAAAUGUGAUUAUUGUUAAUUCAUUUAAAGAUGUUUAUAGUUUAUGGAUAAAGCAUUCUUGUGCAAAUAAUUCUCGUCCAACUUCAUAUACUUUCCAUGGUAUUGUUUCAAGUACACAAGGUUUUACAGUGGGUUCAACUCCAGCUGGUUCAUCCUAUAAAGUUAAAAAGAAGGUGAUUGCUCAAUAUUUACAUCAUAAAGCUAUUGAUGAAGUGAAAUGGUUGAUUGAUGAUGAAUCAAAAUAUAUGAUAAGAAAAGUUAUUGGUAAUAAUUAUGAAAUUAGUGGUCCUCCCUCAAGUUAUAUGCAUGGACAUAUGAGAUCUGAAUUAAGUGAUAUUGAUCUAAUGGAACCAUUACAAUUGUUUGAUUUAAGAAGUUCAAUCAUAUUAGCUUAUGGGAUUACUUUGGAUUGUUAUAAUAAUGAUAAAGAAUUUUCAGAUGAAAUAAUUGAUGUUGAAAAUCAAAUUAUUCAAUUAAGAUCUCCAGUAGGAAAUUUACAAGAUUUCUUACCUAUAUUAAGAUAUUUACCAUUCAAGAAUAACUUAGCCGCUCAGUUAAGACAAAGGAGAGAUAAAUAUAUGAAUAAGUUAAUGUCGAUAUUAGAACUGAAAUUAAAAGAUGGUGAUCCCACAGCUAUUGAAAGUAUUGUUGGUAGAAUCAAAUUAAAUCAAGAUUUAGUUCCUGUUAAUGAAGAACAAUUACAUAGUAUCUGUUUAACCUUAGUUAGUGCUGGUCUUGAUAAUACUCCCUUAAACUUUAAUCACUUAAUAGGUCAUUUUUCACAACCAGGUUAUGGUCAAGCUUUACAAGAGAAGGCUUAUAAUAAGAUAUUAGAAUUAAGUAAUAAUGAUUUAUUAUUAGCUUGGAAUGAAGCUGUUGAUACUAAAUGUGAUUAUUUAAUGGCAUUGAUCCAUGAAAGUUUAAGAUUCUUUACUGUUUUACCGUUAGCCUUGCCCAGAAUUACUACCAAGCCAAUCAAUUAUAAUCAAGGAGAAAUUAUUAUCCCUCCCAAUACGAUCUUAUUUAUGAAUGCUUAUGCUGCUAAUCAUGAUCCAAAACAAUUUGAAGAUCCAUACAAGUUUGAACCUGAAAGGUGGUUAGAUCCUAAUGGUAAACUUAAAAUCACUAAUGAAUUAUCUCAUUUUGCCUUUGGCGCCGGUUCAAGAAUGUGUUCAGGUAAUGUAUUAGCUAUUCAAGGUAUUUAUACUUUAAUGUGUCGAAUGAUAUUAUAUUUUAAGAUUAAACCACCUAUUAAGGAUUUAAUGGAACUUGAUCCAUUUAAGAAUAAUCUGAAUCCAAGAGCUACAUCUUUUGAACCAAAGGUUUUCAAAAUAAGAUUGGAGCCAAGAAAUCAUAUGGAUCAAGAUAAAUUAUAUCAAAAGAUAAUGUCAUAAGAGAUACUUUAUUUACAAUCUUUUAAUGAAAACAUUAAAAUCGUAUGGAUAUAUUUGUAUAAAUUUUUAUA